UUCCCAGAAUUGGGAAUUAGGGUUCUAGAGAAAAUCAUUAUUGAUCCUGUGAAUUCCGCGUUUUUGAACCAAAUUGCUGUAAGAUACAAUUUCGAUAUGCCUUUGUAUGUUGCUGUAAAUGUUUAUCUUGCUCCGAUUAACUCCAGCAGUAGCAGGAACACCGGCUUUGAACGCCUCAGGAUUGUCCCUUGCAACCAUUGAACCUCUCAAUGGUUGUAACUUUAAGAAGUGGAAGGAAUCCAUAGAGCUUUACCUUGGCCUUCAGGGAAUUGAUUGGUGUCUAACUGAGCCCGAACCGCUGAUAGAUGACACUAGCUCUGACCUAGUGAUUGUGAAACAUAGAGAAUGGGUUAGAGCCAACAAGAUGACCAAGCUUAUUCUUAAGCAAACCAUGACUGUUGUGGUUAGGGGGAGUAUUGCUGACAAAGACACAGCCACUGAGUUUAUGGCUGCUAUUGCUUUGAAGUUUCGAGAGAAUGAGAAGGCAGAGAUUUCUCUUCUGCUGGAUAUGUUGAUGGGGAUCAAUUAUGAUUCCUCUAAGAGUGUCCGUGAGCAUAUCAUGAAGAUCAUUGACAUCACCACUAGGCUUGGAGAUCUUGAGAUACCCCUGCCUGUUGAAUUUAUAGUGCAUCAGUCCCUAAGAACCCUGCCUGCCUUUUUUGGUCAGUUGAAGACCACUUAUUUUACACAGAAGGAUAAGUGGGAUUUGAAUGAGCUAAUAGCGAUAUGUGUGCAAGAGGAAGAUAGGAUCAAGAGGGAUGGACCACUUGUUGUGAAUCUGAUCUCAAAGUCGAAAUGGAAGGGAAAAGGCAAAGCUGUUGCCUCUAGUGCAGUUAAUUCUGGAGAAGGUACCAGUGGGACCAAGCCUUACAAACUUGGCCCCAAGAAAUCUGUGAACAGCAAGGGUAAGAAACCGGGAGUCUUCAAAUGCUUCUUUUGUAAAAAGGAAGGUCAUAUGAAGAAAAAUUGCCAGGGAUUCAAGGAUUGGAUGGCAAAGAAGGGGCUUUCUAAGCAAGAGAGCUCCAAGGAAAAAUAA
This is a messenger RNA of Rosa rugosa (rugosa rose), 1036 nucleotides long. RefSeq lists its product as uncharacterized. Gene Ontology annotation, molecular function: nucleic acid binding; zinc ion binding. The record is from RefSeq and is a predicted model, not a curated record. NCBI's taxonomy places the organism in Eukaryota, Viridiplantae, Streptophyta, Magnoliopsida, Rosales, Rosaceae. The transcript has 3 exons. The coding region runs from base 119 to 1036 and encodes 305 amino acids.